CAUGCUCACCCACAAAACCCUGCCCUAGGGUUUUUCACCUCUGCUUCUCCUCCGGUUCUCCGACCGCCGGCGUUGAAGAUCCCGUGAUAUCUCCUCCAGUCUCCAGAAUCCAGGUACCUGAUAUUUUACCAUGUUUGUGACACGGCUUUUUGGACGAACUUUGUGCACAGCAGCAAAAACAGAGGCUUCUACUUCUGCUGCUGCUGCUGCUUCUGCUACAGUGAAGACAGCUCGCAAUCCUCUUGAAGAGUUCUUUGAGGUGGAUAGGAGCGGAGAUGAAGAAAAGCCCAUUGUAUAUGGCCGCGGUUGGAAGGCUUCUGAGUUGCGUCUAAAAUCCUGGGAUGACCUUCAGAAGCUGUGGUAUGUUCUACUGAAGGAAAAGAACAUGCUCAUGACACAGAGGCAGAUGCUCCAGGCUGAGAACCUGCGCUUUCCAAAUCCAGAACGGAUUCCUAAGGUGCGGAAAUCAAUGUGCCGAAUCAAGCACGUAUUAACCGAGCGAGCGAUUGCAGAACCGGAUCCAAGAAGGUCAGCAGAAAUGAAGAGGAUGAUCAAUGCUCUAUGAUGUUUUCCUUCUGAUAAGUUCUUUUCACCAUUUUCAUGGGAAUGACUUUGAAAUAUAGUUCUUGUGGUCUGUGUUGAUACAUUGACAGUAUUCUGACUUUAUGAUAUGCUUGGAAGCUUUGGAUUAUAAAGAUUCUGAGUUGUUGUUGUUGUUAUUA
Dioscorea cayenensis subsp. rotundata (Guinea yam) is the source of this 722-nucleotide messenger RNA. RefSeq names its product 39S ribosomal protein L47, mitochondrial. The transcript is spliced from 4 exons. Gene Ontology annotation, biological process: mitochondrial translation. The coding region runs from base 131 to 565 and encodes 144 amino acids. The record is from RefSeq and is a predicted model, not a curated record. NCBI's taxonomy places the organism in Eukaryota, Viridiplantae, Streptophyta, Magnoliopsida, Dioscoreales, Dioscoreaceae. Gene Ontology annotation, cellular component: mitochondrial large ribosomal subunit; mitochondrial ribosome. Gene Ontology annotation, molecular function: structural constituent of ribosome.